Paramecium sonneborni is the source of this 1079-nucleotide messenger RNA. The record is from the annotation of a GenBank genome assembly. Lineage: Eukaryota; Ciliophora; Oligohymenophorea; Peniculida; Parameciidae.
AAAAUUGAGAUGGAUUAGCAAUUACUUACUACUUCUUGUACCGAAGAUGAUGAAGAUAAAAACACCUUAAAAUAGGUCUAACUUAUAGUAUUCCCAAAAAAGUUUCUUAAUCCCUUCUCAACAUUUAGAAUGAAUGGGGUAAUAUUCCUUUUUUACUUUAUAACCAUAGGAUUUUCAUCUAUAUUCUGAUGCCAAAAAUAUUGUCUUCAAUAAUAAUCUAAAAUUAGGUGUUAGUAGCUAAAAUCCUUACAAAAAGGUCUCUAAUGUUAUAAUUGAAAAGGGAAGACUCAUUAUUUAAUACAAUUAACUAGACUUUUCUAUAACCCCAUGGGAAUACGUUGUUAAAAAAUUAGAUAGUUAUGGUGAUGCAAAUACCCAUGAACUGAGUCAAUACAUUUAAAAAUACAUUGAAUCUCUUAAAAAUGGUCUUGAACAAGUACAAGGAACAUUCGAAGUACAUUUAUAAACUUAACUUUUAUUUAGAAUCAUGUAUCCAAUUAUAGAGCCUCAGGACUUUAUCAAUACAAAUAUAUUAAAGAUCUCGACCAGCUAUUUAUCUGCCAAGUCUAAUAUGACAUUAACCUCAUUGAAGAACUUGGCUAUAACGUAUCAAAAUUCAUUGAUUCAUGUCUUAAAUAUGGAAUUCCAGAGUAAUUAUUUUAUUUCAUUUCUUUUCAGGAUUUCUCUCAAGUAUGGAAGCACAAAUUAAGAAUAUUACAAAAAUAUAAUGGAAUUCGCAAAACCAUUAGCACAUCCAUAACAAAAUCAAGAAUAUUAUUUAUAUUCUCAUCUUUAUCCAGAGGUAUUAAUAAAUCUAUACUAAAAGGGAUUAAAGACUGAUGUAUCUUUCAAAGUCGAACACUUAUAAACCUCAACAGAUGAAGACCAACUUAUCAACUUUAAUAUUUAUUACAAUUAUUAACCAUAGUAAAAUCGCAUCUCUUUCAAUAAUAACGACAAAAAAACUAAACAACACAAUUGCAUUUCACAUUACUAUUAACUUUAAGAGAACCAAUUUCUUAGAUGUGGAUAUAAAAAAGUCAAAUUGUGAACAUUAAUUAUUCCUAUCGAAAUUCCAU